Messenger RNA from Adineta ricciae, 1830 nucleotides. The record is from the annotation of a GenBank genome assembly. Lineage: Eukaryota; Metazoa; Rotifera; Eurotatoria; Adinetida; Adinetidae.
AUGGCGAAGCGACGCCGACCUACGACGAAGAAAAACAAUAAAUCUUUAACGCAUCUGACAGCUGUGACUCAUGAGUUUAUUCUAUAUCGACCACAGCAAUGGAAAGCAUAUUAUUGGAGCAUUUCUCAAAAACUACGAAGACUUUCAUUUGUCAUAAAUGUGCACCUUCGCGACGAUAGUCGUUUAUAUGUAACGACGCGCAGCCGAGAUGAUCUAACACGUGUUCAACAUUUCUUGCACGAAAAUGUCAUCACUUUCAUGAAAAAAUAUCUUCAGUCUAAGAAAAAGAUCGGACAUAAAAAGUCUUAUCAAUGUUGUAUAAAAUCUGUUAAGAUAUCAAAGCCGAUAUGGAAGUACAUACAGCAAGAAAGAAAAUAUCGUCGUCGUCAUCCCGCAUGGACACCAUUAGUUCUACGAGGAAAACGAUCACGAGUUGAAUACGAACAAAGAAAAAAUUAUGAACAACAAAAGACCAAAACACGAAAGGAAAAUACGCACAAAGCUCGAUGGAAAAUAGAGCCUAAUCGAUACGAACGAAAAUUGCGAGGCCGCUACAAAUGUAUGACUACAUACUCGUACAAUGCGUAUACCAAAUUGAACAAGAUAUUAUCCAUUGAAGGCAGAACAAAUACUACAAAAAAGCAAAUACGGUCUCCAUUCGUAUCUCUUGAUUUUCAUAAGAAAGUUGAUCUUUUACUUCCACGUUCAGCUACUACUAAGAAGAUAGUAUAUCGUUAUUAUAAUCAACAUAUUUUCGUCUAUUCUAUGCCGAUUCAUUGCUCCGGUCGGCCGUCAAGAAAAUAUUUAAUAAAGACAGUUUCAACCGUCGAUGAUAGUCAACAAACACACUUGGAGGUUUCUAGAUCAGUACCGGCUCCUCCGUUGAAAAGAGUUCGAUUUACCAAAGUAUGGCCCAAAAGAGCUUCUUAUAAAACUAAAUCUGGAUCGAUCGUUGGUUGCGAUUUUGCCGGUGAAGUCGUCGAAGUUGGCAGCGAAGCUGUUGGGAAUUACAAAAAAGGUGAACGUGUAGCCGGUUGUGUACAUGGUGGUCAGGAUGCUAAAUUAAAUGUUCGUGGUGCUUAUUCAGAAUAUGUUGUUCAAGAAGCUUCACUAGUCUUUCGUUAUCCAUCGGAUAUGUCGCCUGAAGCCGCCUCAACUAUUCCAUUAGCUUCAAUUACUGCUGCUCUUUGCUUGUUUCAUGAAAUGAAUUUACCAUUUCCACCUGCAACUGCUCAAGUACCUGUUCUCAUUUGGGCUGGUAGCACCAGUGUUGGUCAAUACGCGAUUCAAUUGGCUAAAGCAGCUGGCUGCUACGUGAUCACAACAGCAUCGGCUGCUCGUCAUGAUUAUUUGAAAGAAUUAGGUGCCGAUGUUUGUUUCGAUUAUAAAGACAAAAAUGCUGUAGCACAAAUAAAACAAGCUGCAAAAGACAAUCUUUCGUAUGCAUUAGAUUGUAUAUCCGAAAAAGAAACUAUCAAACAAGUAUGUGCUGCUUUAACCGGUUCAAACGCUCAGGUCGCAACAGUUUUACCUGGUUUAUCCAACGAAAUACCAUCGAAUAUCAAGGAACGAUCCGUGAUGAUGUACACCAUAUUUGGAAGACAUCUGCAUAUAUUUGGUUUAGAAUACGAAGUACGACCACAAGACAAAGAAUUUGCCGAGAAGUUCUACAAAGCUUUAACUGACGUUCUAUUACCUCAAGGUUUACUCAAACCAAAUAAAGUCACAAAGAUUCCCGGUGGAUUAAAUGGAGUCGAACAAGGAUUUCGACAAAUGAUGGAAAAUAAAGUAGCAGCAGAAAAACUAUUUUAUCAUUUUAUCCAUGAAUAA